Molecule: messenger RNA, 1851 nt
Organism: Verruconis gallopava
Lineage: Eukaryota; Fungi; Ascomycota; Dothideomycetes; Venturiales; Sympoventuriaceae
Exons: 2
Coding region: 160-1788 (542 amino acids)
Biological process (GO): transmembrane transport
Molecular function (GO): transmembrane transporter activity
Source: RefSeq, a predicted model, not a curated record
UAGCGAUCGAAUUGAUUGAUAAUUGCCAGUUAGACGGCUCCUCGUCGCGUUCCAAUGCCCGCCCUCACCGUAUCUCUAUUUUCCCCAUUUCGUGUUGGUUUUUAUUCUCCCCUCAUGUCGGGCGGUAGAUAAUCCACCCGUUGCGCCGAGCCCGUUGCAAUGACGCUAUCAUCAACCGAAGACGAAAAGUCUUCGAGCCGCCCCAGUCGAGAUAGAGCCGACGCUACACCGGGCGUAUCUGAACCACCACCACAGUCCGAGGAAUGCUCAGAAUCCCUGGAGGCUGCAUCCCAGAAAUUACCGUCCCGACUUUCGAAAACAUGGACGACCGUAACGCGUUCCAGAGUCUAUCGGAUCCUUUCGUGGACGCCGCCUCGAUGCCGGUGGAACCCAGAUGAUCCGCCGAAAUUCUCCAUGGCACUCAACUGCCUGUUCGCGUUCGCUGGCGCGUUCACGGUCGCGAAUCUGUACUACUCUCAUCCCAUCCUGAACAUCUUGGCCCAUGAUUUCAACGUGACGUACGAGCAGGUCUCCCAGGUGCCGACGCUCGCCCAGGCCGGGUACGCCGUUGGGCUGGGCCUGCUCUGCCCGCUCGGUGAUGUGUGCAAAAGGAGACCGUUCACGCUUUUGCUUGUGCUGUUUACCGCCACCGUCUGGAUUGGACUGUGCCUGACCAAAAGCCUCGCCGUCUUCUCGGCUCUCACAUUCAUCACUGCCGUCACGACAGUGACGCCGCAGAUCAUGCUUCCUCUUGUUGGUGAUCUUGCCCCUCUACACCGACGGGCCGCCGCAUUGUCCGUCGUGGUAGCCGGCCUGACGCUGGGAAUCCUCGUGGCCCGCGUUCUCUCGGGCGUAGUUGUCAACUACACCUCCUGGCGCAACAUUUACUGGCUGUCGUGCGGCCUCCAGUACCUCAUCUUUGGCCUGCUGUGGCUCUUCAUGCCCGAUUAUCCGUCAACGAAUCCGGACGGCUUCCACUACCUCAAGUUCAUGUGGUCCAUCGUCAAGAUUUUCGUCAGAGAGCCGCUGCUCAUUCAAGCCUGCCUUAUCUCGUACUUGGUUUCGGCCACCUUCACCAACUUCUGGACCACCUUGACAUUUUUGCUCGCGGGCGAGCCGUACAACUACAAACCGCUGCCAAUCGGCCUCUUUGGCCUGAUUGGCAUCGCGGGCAUCGCGUUCGCCCCGAUAUACGGCCGUUUGGUCACGGACAGAUUCCACCCCUGGCUCUCCGUUCUCGUCGGCCUACUUAUGGUCCUUGUGUCCGUCACCGUGGGGACGUACACCGGCACCUUUACCGUCGCCGGUCCAAUUGUCCAGGCGCUCAUGCACGACGCGGGCAUGCAGACGUGCCAGGUCGCAAAUCGAAGCCAGAUCUACAGCAUCGCGCCGCGCGCCCGCAACAGAAUCAACACGGCCUUCAUGCUGUUCACCUUCUUCGGCCAGAUCACGGGAACCUCGGCUGGCAACACGGUGUACGCCAAAGGCGGUUGGAUUCACUCUGGAAGUAUGAGUGUGGGACUAUGCGGAGGUGCGAUCUUGCUUCUCUGUCUGAGAGGUCCGUGGGAAAAGGGCUGGAUAGGGUGGCAUGGUGGUGCGAGUCUCAAGAGGGAGAAGAGGGACGCGACGAGGGAGGACAUUGAAGCGAGUGGGAGAGUGAAAAGAUCGACCGUGCAGGUUGUCGAUGAAGGUAAUCACGUUCCAGUUGAUGAAGAAAAAGCAUUGAAUGAAUUGGUUGCUGGAGAAUGUGAGUCCGGCAAAGCAGAGUUGGAGAAACAAGGACGAUAGCGGAAGAUGAGUUGAUACGAUAGCUAAAACAUGCGAAUUAGAAGGCAUUUUUCGUUUUCAUGC